AUGUCGACCCAGGCCCAUGCAAAGACGGACCGGGAGCUCGCCGUCAACAUCCAGAAAGCGACCAACCCCGAGGAGACGGCGCCGAAACGCAAGCAUGUGCGUAGCUGCAUUGUCUACACAUGGGACAACAAGUCGUCGCUGGCCUUCUGGGCCGGUAUGAAGGUGUAUGUCUCUGCUGAUGCGCCAGUCAGAUCGAUCCAGCCGGUCCUCGCCGACGAAGUCCAGACGUUCAAGGCCCUCAUCACCGUGCACAAGGUCCUGCAGGAGGGCCACCCGAUCGCGCUCAAGGAAGCCAUGGCCAACCGUGGAUGGAUUGAGUCGCUUGGCCGCGGGUCCGAGGGCAUGCGCGGCUACGGCCCCCUGAUCCACGAAUACGUGCGCUACCUGCUGGCCAAGCUCGCCUUCCACCACCAGCACCCCAACUUCAACGGCACGUUCGAGUACGAGGAGUACCUGUCGCUCAAGCUGAUCAACGACCCGAACGAGGGCUACGAGGUCAUCUCCGACCUCAUGUCCCUGCAAGACAAGAUCGACACGUUCCAGAAGCUCAUCUUUGCGCACUUCCGCCACUCUGCCAACGAGUGCCGCAUCUCGGCCCUUGUGCCCCUCGUGCAGGAGAGCUACGGCCUGUACAAGUUUGUCACGAGCAUGCUGCGCGCCAUGCACCAAUAUUUUGUUGAGGUGCCAAGGCUGCUGGUUGGCAACAUUGUCUCACACUCACGUCUUCCUUCCCCUCGCACAGCGACUGGCGACGACGAAGCUCUUCAGCCCCUCCGCGAGCGUUACGAUGCCGAACACUACCGCCUCGUCAAGUUCUACUACGAGUGCGCCAACCUCCGCUACCUCACAUCGCUCAUCACCGUCCCGAAGUUGUCGGCCGAUCCCCCCAACCUGUUGGCAGACGAUGCCACCGCGCCCGCCCUCCCUGCGCGCCCCAAGCAAGAGAUCGAGCGUGCCCCCUCCCCACCACCGGCCGAGCCCAAGUCCGACGAGCCCGACGAGAUGUCCGAAUUCUGGAAGAGCGAGCUGGAGCGCCAGAACCAGGAGUUUGCCGACCAGCAGCGCGUGCUCGAAGAGCGGGCGCAGCAGCAGGCCCUGGCGCAGCAGCAGGCCGCCCUCCGCGCCCAGCAGGAAUUUGAAGAGCAGCAGCGCCUCCUGGCCGAGCAGCAGCGACGCGAGCAAGAAGCGCUGGCGGCACAGCAGUCGCAGUGGCAGACGCAGGGCCGCCUGGCCGAGCUGGAGCGCGAGAAUUUGAACGCGCGCGCCCAGUACGAGCAGGACCAGCUGCUGCUGCAGCAGUACGAUGCCCGCGUCAAGGCGCUGGAGGGCGAGCUGGCGAACCAGCAGGAGAAUGCGAACCGCCAGCAGGGCGCAAAGGACGACCAGAUCCGCGCGCUGCAGGAGCAGGUCAACACGUGGCGGUCCAAGUACGACGCACUCGCCAAGCUGUACGCGCAGCUGCGCCACGAGCACCUGGACCUGCUGCAGAAGUUCAAGACGGUGCAGCUCAAGGCGGCGUCGGCACAGGAGGCCGUGGACCGACGCGAGAAGCUGGAGCGCGAGCUCAAGACGAAGAACCUGGAGCUCGCCGACAUGAUCCGCGAGCGCGACCGCGCCUUCCACGACCGCGACCGGCUCAAGGGCUCCAACAAGGACGACGUCGAGCGUCUGCAACGCGAGCUGCGCAUGGCGCAGGACAAGGCCGACAACUUGGAGCGGUCCAAGGGCAACGAGCUCUCGACCAUGGUGUCCAAGUACCACCGGGAGCUGGCGGAUCUCGAAGAGGCGCUGCGCCUGAAGAACGUGGCCCUCGAUGAGGCCCGCGGCCAGCUCAGCAACGGCUCGACGGAUCUCGAGCGCGCCCUGCGCGACAAAGAGGACGAGCUGGCCGUCUACAAGGCCGGCAUGGACCAGGCCCUGGAGGAGCUGGAGGUCCUCAAGGAGGGACAGUCCGCCGACCACGAAAUUGACACGCUCCUCGUGGGCAAGCUGGACGACCUGAUCGAUGCCGUCCUCGAUGCCGCCGCCGCCCGCGUCGACGACUCCCUCUACGAGCUCGACUCGACCCUCCACGCCGGCAACCCGUCGGCCCUCCCUCCCUACCUCAUGUCCCAGGUCGAAAAGGCGUCGUCGGCCGCCAUGGAGUGUGCCACGGCCUUCAACAACUACAUUGCCGACGGCCCCAACACGCCGCCAGCGGCGCUCGCCGACCUGCCCAAGAACAUCUCGACGCUUGCCAGCUCGGUGGCCGACCUCGUGCCCAGCGUCAAGGGCAUUGCGCGGCGCACGACCGACGACGACAAGCUCAUCAACGCCGCGCGCGUCGCCGCGCAGGCCACGGCGCGCUUCUUCCGCAAUUUGCAGAGCUGGCGCCUGGACGGCCUCGACGCGAUCCAGAAGACGGAUGUGGUGAUCAACGGCAACAACGAUGUGCAGCUGACGCUGCAGGCGCUCAACAAGCUGGUGGAUGUUCUGCCGCGCGGCUUCACGCUCGGCAAGGGCGGCGACCCGGGCGAGAUUGUGGAGAAGGAGCUGGCCAAGGCGGCGGACGCGGUCAAGGCGGCGGCGGCGCGCCUGGCGGCGCUGCGCAACAAGCCGCGGGACCCCUUUGCGGCGUACAAGGUCGAGGUGCACGAGGCCAUUCUGGACGCGGCGGGCGCGGUGACGUCGGCCGUGGCCGAGCUCGUGCGCGCGGCGGCGGCGGCGCAGGCGGACAUUGUGCAGGCGGGCCGGGGCGCGCAGUCGCGGACGGCGUUCUACAAGAAGAACAACCGCUGGACCGAGGGCCUGAUCUCGGCCGCCAAGGCGGUGGCGGCGUCGACCAACACGCUCAUCGAGACGGCCGACGGCGUGCUGUCGAACCGCAACAGCCCCGAGCAGCUGAUUGUGGCGUCCAACGACGUGGCGGCCAGCACGGCGCAGCUGGUGGCGGCGAGCCGCGUGCGCGCCGUGGGCGGCCUGGCGAGCCGCACGCAGGAGGCGCUCGAGGUGGCGAGCAAGUCGGUGGGCGCGGCGUGCCGGUCGCUGGUGCGGCAGGUGCAGUCGCUGCUGAAGCCCGAGUCGGACGAGGCGGUGGACUACUCGAAGCUGGGCUCGCACGAGUUCAAGGUGCGGGAGAUGGAGCAGCAGGUCGAGAUCCUGCAGCUGGAGAACGCGCUGUCGUCGGCGCGGCGGCGGCUGGGCGAGAUGCGCAAGAUUUCGUACCAGGAAGAGUAA
Messenger RNA from Sporothrix schenckii 1099-18, 3216 nucleotides. RefSeq lists its product as uncharacterized. The coding region runs from base 1 to 3216 and encodes 1071 amino acids. Gene Ontology annotation, biological process: endocytosis; actin filament organization; clathrin coat assembly. The transcript has 5 exons. Gene Ontology annotation, cellular component: clathrin-coated vesicle; actin cortical patch. Gene Ontology annotation, molecular function: clathrin-cargo adaptor activity; phosphatidylinositol-3,5-bisphosphate binding; clathrin light chain binding. NCBI's taxonomy places the organism in Eukaryota, Fungi, Ascomycota, Sordariomycetes, Ophiostomatales, Ophiostomataceae. The record is from RefSeq and is a predicted model, not a curated record.